GUUGCUCGGAGAUGGGGAAGGAGGGCUCCUGCACUAGGCGUCCAGGCAGAGACCCUUAAAGGAGUGGAAUUUCGAAAGGGGUCCAGCAUGGGGUUGUUGAGCAGGUACGGGGGCAAGGGCUAGGUGAGUGGGUGCCAUGGGUUGGGUUUUCUGGGUUAGAGUCGCGGUAGGAAGGAAGUUGAGGGGGUGGGAGGCAGAAAUCAAUGAGUACAGGUUAGGCUCCGAGAUUGUGGAGAGGUGACAUGGGAACCCAGAGUUUGGAUGUAGAAGACUCCCCCCCCCCCCCCCCCCGCCAAUAGGUGGACAGCCGUAGAACUCUUGAGAGAAUAUGACCUAAGGGACCCUUAAGACUUUUUUAGCGCCCCCCCCCCCCCGCACUCGGAGACGGAAAUGAGUAGUGUUUUAUCUCUGUGGGCGAUCCUUUCUCAAAUCCUUUAUUCUGCCCGCCUUUGUGAUGUGGGCUUGAGUCCUGGACACACUGAUCCAUGUCCUGAGGGUAACUAGAAAAAAACCAAUGGGAGGAUUCUUGGAAUCCUUCCGGUGGCGCGUGAAGCCUCCUCACAGUUCAGUCCUGUUCCUGAGAAUCCGUGACCCCCCUGCUUGUUAGCCAUCUUCACCCAGAAUGGACCGCAGUGGCCUCCUGCCCUUCCAGCUUUGGUGUCCGCGGCCUUUCGGCACCUACUCUCAGAACCAGCCCCGCCCGCCUUCCACUGGUCUCAAGCCGGCCGCCUGCCCGGAGCCCAGCAGUGUCCCCGAGCCUGACCAUGGGCCUGCACACUCAGAGAACACCCCGCCCGCCUUGGCCUCAGAGGCCCCCGCCUCCCAGCAUGCUCCGCUCCUUUCCGCAGCGGCUGCAGGCGACGAGGGCCGGGUCCUGCUGGACACGUGGUACGUCAUCAAGCCUGGCAAUACAAAGGAGAAAGUGGCUUUCUUUGUGGCCCAUCAGUGUGGAGGAGGCAGCCGGGCCAGCUCCAUGAAGGUCAAAGGGCACUGGGGCAGUGACAGCUCCAAGGCUAAGCGGAGGAGGCGCUGUCUGGAGCCCACCAAGGCUCCUCCAGAUCCAGGGGGCCAGGAGGGCUCCCUGGCUGCCGAGGGGGGCCCAGGCUCGGCCGGGGACGACGUGGACCUCCUCUCAGUGGCCGAGAUGGUGGCCCUGGUGGAACAGAGGGCCGCCCUAGCCCUGCAGACGUACCCACGGCCUGCUGCCCCGGCCCCUGUGGUUUUUGUGUCAGCCGAGCAGGGGGGUCCUGCCAAAGGGCUGGGGUCUGAGCGGCGGCCGGGUGGUGGCGGUAACAGUGACUGUAGCCGUGUGGCUGAGGCAGUGGCUCACUUUGAAGCCCAGCGAGACAGUCCUCCCACCAAGGGCCUCCGCAAGGAGGAACGGCCGGGGCCGGGGCCCGGGGAAGUACGGAUUGCCUUCCGGAUCUCCAAUGGCCGGGAGCCCCGGGCAGCUGAUGGCAGCUUGGCCAGCGCGGGCGGGGGCCGAGCUGGUUGUGCCUAUCCUGGUAGCCCAGGUCCUGGGGCUCGAGCCAAGGACAAGAUCACCUGUGACUUGUACCAGCUCAUCAGCCCCUCCAGGGAUGCCCUGCCCAGCAACGUGGAGUUCCUGCUGGCCAGGGCAGAUGAAGCUAGCGAGGGGGAGACCCCAACCCCUUCCAGGCCUGAUGACACCCCCCCGACACCCCCUCCUCCACCAGCCCGGGACUGCGGUGCUUCGGGCUUCCACGUGGAUGUGGUGGUGACAGGCGUGGUAGAUGAGUGCAUCUUCUUUGGCAAGGAUGGCACGAAAACUGUGAAGGAAGAGACAGUGUGCCUGACCGUCAGCCCGGAGGAGCCACCCCCACCGGGCCAGCUCUUCUUCCUCCAGUCGCGGGGGCCCGACGGGCCCCCUGAGCCACCCCCAACAGACACCUCAAACACGGUGACAGGCUCCGAUGACACCGAGGGUCCGGCAGACACGUCCCUCUGCCGCCUAUACCGGCACGUGUCGCACGAUUUCCUGGAGAUCCGGUUCAAGAUCCAGCGCCUGCUGGAGCCCCGACAGUACAUGCUGCUGCUGCCUGAGCAUGUCCUGGUCAAGAUCUUCAGCUACCUGCCCACCCGAGCCCUGGCCGCCCUCAAGUGCACCUGCCACCACUUCAAGGGCAUCAUUGAGGCUUUCGGCGUGCGCGCCACGGACUCUCUGUGGAGCCGGGACCCGCUUUACCGCGAUGACCCCUGCAAGCAGUGCCGCAAGAGGUACGAAAAGGGCGAUGUGUCGCUCUGCCGCUGGCACCCCAAGCCCUACCACCACGACCUGCCUUACGGACGUUCCUACUGGAUGUGCUGCCGCCGAGCUGACCGCGAGACGCCUGGCUGCCGCCUGGGCCUGCACGACAAUAACUGGGUCCUGCCCUGCCACGGGCCGGGCGGGGGCCGGGGGGGCCGGGAGGAGGGCAGGUGAAGCUGGGGAGGGCGGGGGUGCCCGCCAUGCCCACUCCUUCCCCUCUGACCUAGAAGCUGGGGAACCAAGACUGAGCCACCAGCCAACGCCCCCACGUCCAGGCAAUGUUGAUUUCCCACCCCACCAGCACAGAACUCUGAAAUCAGGUUUGGGGGUGAGCCGAAAAGAACCUUUUGGGAGACCCCGCUGGGGUUUUCUACUCUAUAGAGCAAUGGACUCUGACACAGGGUGGGCGGUUUUUUUUUUUGUUUGUUUGUUUUUUAAAG
Molecule: messenger RNA, 2709 nt
Organism: Perognathus longimembris pacificus (Pacific pocket mouse)
Lineage: Eukaryota; Metazoa; Chordata; Mammalia; Rodentia; Heteromyidae
Gene: Fbxo46
Product: F-box protein 46
Molecular function (GO): protein binding
Source: RefSeq, a predicted model, not a curated record